AUGAAGCGGGACCGCACUGACGAUGUGGCGCGUACGCCAACUGGCAACUGGGACUUCUCCCCGCACCACACACUGGAGGCGGAGGCGGAGGGGUUUGAACGGGCUGCGGUGCAGCGCUACACCCUUGGGCUCCUGCACUUGCGGGGCGCGGAUCCGAAGGCAACGCCGGCUAAUGUCGCCGCGUCCAUUAUGCGCUCCCUCAACGAGCGGUUUAGGCGGAUCGUCAAGAUAGGACAAGGGAGCUUUGGGGAGGUGUACAUUGUCUUUGACACUGUGACGCAAACCCACCUCACGAUGAAGCGCAUGCAGCUGCUGCGCGGUGCAGGUAGACGUGUCAUGGGGCUGUGUAAUACAACCUCUCGGGAGCUGAAUCUACUGCGUAUCCUGAAGCAUAAAAAUAUCGUUGACCUAUUUGACUACCACGUUGUCCCGGAUGGAACCCUCAUUGCGCUGAUGCCUGUUGUGGCGUACGAUCUUGUCUCGCUGAUUCGGCUUUGGCGAAACGGCGGCCCCCGUGGGGAGCCAAGCGCCGGUCGUAUGCCGCUUCCCACCAUUAAGUGUAUCUUUUAUCAGCUUCUUACCGGUCUCGCCUACCUGCAUAAGGAGCGGGUAAUUCACCGCGACGUGAAACCAAGCAACGUCAUGAUUGAUGAAAAGGGCGUUGUGAAAAUCAUUGACUUUGGCUGGGCCCGCUUCUGUCCUGCGAGGUGGCGUGGGCCAAUGACAGGGCCCCCAUGUCCCGUCACGUACCGCCCGCCGGAGGUUCUCCUCGGCGGGAAACAUGCACUGAACUACGACGCUUCCGUCGACCUCUGGUGCUGCGGUUGCAUUCUCUUCGAGAUGCUCUCUGGUGGAAAGAUGUUUAUCAACGCCCGCAGUGAGGUGGAGGCGGUUGCGGCAAUCACGGACUGGCUUGGCUCCCCAUCGACGAAGAGCGCGCUGUACUACGGGCGCACGGGUAGCUCCCUCAUCCGCUUCAAGGAGAACCAGCCAAGUCAUCUGGCCCAUCGGUGUGAGCUGCUUCACAUUGACCGGGAUAGUGUGGGCAUGCUGGACGCAAUGCUCCAGCUGGAGCCACGGCGACGACAGCCUGCCGAGAAGUUGCUGCGGCACCGCUGGUUUUCCGCCGCGCCUGUGGCGUGCGAGCCGCAUGAAAUCUCUCUGCCGGAGCACAACAUGUAUCGAUGGCUGGAGUCGCAGCGCCGCUCUUGA
Trypanosoma conorhini is the source of this 1212-nucleotide messenger RNA. RefSeq names its product putative protein kinase, putative,cyclin-dependent protein kinase. Gene Ontology annotation, cellular component: nucleus. Gene Ontology annotation, molecular function: ATP binding; cyclin-dependent protein serine/threonine kinase activity. The transcript has a single exon. Gene Ontology annotation, biological process: protein phosphorylation. NCBI's taxonomy places the organism in Eukaryota, Euglenozoa, Kinetoplastea, Trypanosomatida, Trypanosomatidae. The record is from RefSeq and is a predicted model, not a curated record. Bases 1 to 1212 code for a protein of 403 amino acids.